AUGUCGGAACACUGGAAAUCGACGCCCAAAUACUGGUGCAAGCACUGCUCGUGCUACGUGCGCGACACCAAACUCGAGAAACAGAAUCAUGAGGCAACGGCCCGGCAUCAAGGUGCGCUCAAGCGGUCGCUGCGCAAUCUGCACUACGCCCACGAGCGGGAGGAGCGCGACAAGGCGCGCGCGCAACAGGAGAUCGCACGGCUCAACGGCGUCGUCUCGUACAGCAGCGGUGCCCGGGCGGCGACAAACGCUGCACUGAUCAAGCCCGCGGCACCCACCGAGUCGGAGCUGAAGAAGCAGCGCGAGCAGCUCGCCGAGCUCGGCGUGGCGAUACCGAGCAGUUUCCGGCCCGAGAUGGCAAUCGCUGGCGAAUGGACCGUCACGAGCUCGCGCGUCGUUGCGAGCGAGGGCGAGGAGGGGAGCACAAAGACGGAGACAGUGGCGACAGGGGUGCGGAAGCGGGAGGAGGCUACCGAGGAGCACAAGGAGGAGGAGGAGGUUUUGGAGCGGCUCUUCAAGAAGCCGCGGAGAUGGGGCAGGGACUCCAAGAUGAUGGCGCAGGGCGAGGAUCCGGAACUGGACGCCCUGUUGAGCGGGACGACGAUCCCUCUCAAGAAGCGGCCCAGCGACGGGGAUGGGGUGUUCAAAGAGGAAAAGGCUGCGGACGAUGGCACUCAAGUGAAAAGGGAAGAGGGCCAAGACACGAGGGUCGACGGGGUCAAGGCGGACGGCGUCCCGAUCAAGCAGGAGGUUGACACGCAGGCUGGCCAAGGGCUGGCCCUGGGUGCCAAUACCGCGGGAACUGACGGCGGGACAGUACCGGUGGUGUUUAAGAAGCGCAAGGCCAAGGGUAUUCGGACAAAGUGA
Molecule: messenger RNA, 867 nt
Organism: Hirsutella rhossiliensis
Lineage: Eukaryota; Fungi; Ascomycota; Sordariomycetes; Hypocreales; Ophiocordycipitaceae
Product: U1 zinc finger protein
Exons: 1
Coding region: 1-867 (288 amino acids)
Biological process (GO): mRNA splicing, via spliceosome
Cellular component (GO): precatalytic spliceosome
Molecular function (GO): RNA binding; zinc ion binding
Source: RefSeq, a predicted model, not a curated record